Cheilinus undulatus (humphead wrasse) is the source of this 3823-nucleotide messenger RNA. RefSeq names its product CDP-L-ribitol pyrophosphorylase A (gene crppa). The transcript has 10 exons. The coding region runs from base 70 to 1410 and encodes 446 amino acids. The record is from RefSeq and is a predicted model, not a curated record. Gene Ontology annotation, biological process: isoprenoid biosynthetic process; protein O-linked glycosylation via mannose. Lineage: Eukaryota; Metazoa; Chordata; Actinopteri; Labriformes; Labridae. Gene Ontology annotation, molecular function: D-ribitol-5-phosphate cytidylyltransferase activity. Gene Ontology annotation, cellular component: cytosol.
UUAAUUUAGCAUGGACAGGUUAAGGAGUGUCCUACCGUGACCCUCACACACCCCUAACUUCACGAGUUUAUGGCGUUAAACCAUAUAAUAAUGCAGAGCGAUAACUGUGAUCCGGACAGGCCCGCCCAUCCGGGGAUUUUCCCAACCAGUGAAGCUGGGAAGAGCGGACACAAGCCGGCAGAACGCAGCGUGGACUUCCCGGUGUCUGUGGUUCUUCCUGCCGGUGGAACAGGAGAGAGAACCGGGCUUUUGACCCCGAAACAGUUCUGCUCGUUCCUGGGUCGGCCGCUAAUAAGCUACACUGUCCAGGCUUUCGAAAGGGUGUCAUGGAUCCAGAACAUUGUGGUCGUCGUUGCCAAAGAAAGCAUGGACCUGAUGACGGACAUCAUCCAGCACUACCAGCACAGGAAGGUUCGAGUGGUGCCAGGUGGCUCGACUCGUCACAGGUCCAUAUGUAACGGAGUCAUGGCUCUGGGGGGAGAAGGAGAGGGGGAGGCAGCAGCUGCAGAUAGACCUAAAGUGGUUAUCAUCCAUGAUGCAGUACGGCCUUUUGUGGAGGAGGACUUCCUGUACAAGAUCGCCAUGGCUGCCAAAGAACAAGGGGCUGCAGGAGCCAUCCGGCCUCUGGUAUCCACAGUGAUAGCCACCACAGUAGAAGGCUACCUGGAUCAUUCUCUGGAGAGAGCCAAGUACAGGGCCAGUGAGAUGCCUCAGGGGUUCACAUAUGACGUCAUCUAUCAGGCCUAUCAGAAGUGCACUGAGUCAGACUUUGAGUUUGGCACCGAGUGUCUCCAUCUGGCUCUGCAGUACUGUGGCACCAACGCCAAGCUCAUCCAGGGGCCGCCAACGCUGUGGAAGGUAACCUACAAACGAGAUUUGGCUGCUGCAGAGUCCAUAAUCAAAGAUACCCUGUCCCAGUCGGCCUGUAUUGUCACAGGUAGAUCUGCACAGGCAGUGACACUGGCUGAUGCUCUCCAAAAGGCUGUUGGAGCUCUUAACAUGGAGCUGGAGGUCAUCCCAGAUCUGAUGGGGGAAAAUGCCAGCUAUCUGCUAAAAGAGUGGAACUUCAUCCAGGUUUCUGUCAAUUGUUCUAGUCUGUCUGAAGUGGAGGCCUUACUGAGAGAUUUGGAGGCAGAAAAUCGGGCUCUUCUCCAUCCUGUGGUUGUCAUUUGGGUGUAUUUGGGCUGUCAAGAUGAGCCGUCCAUCAGAGGGAGCAGGGUCGAACCGAGUGGUAUCAUUGAGCUGGCCUCAGCGGCGAAACUCCAAAAUCUUCUCCUCUAUGGCAUCCAGCUUCAUCAUUCAAAGGACACAGAGUGUUGGGAGAGGUCGGUGUUGAAGGUCGCAGAGAUCACGUCAGCUCUGAUCCGGGACAGGAGCCCAGCCCUGGUGGGACAGCUUCUGCAGGCGUGAAGAGAAGGAGUAGCAAAGUAAAUCCCCUCAAAGACUCAUAAAAAACACUGCAGGGAUGAGACAGUCAUGUUUAUAUUCUGUUCCAAAUCCAUUUCUGUUGCAUUUUCAACAAGAUUAACUCCAAAACUACAUACUGUACUUGCAUGAAGUUGUCGGAUAAAUAAGGGAAAGACUUGAGAAGGCAGCACAAGGCAAAGAUAUCAUGGCACACCCACACACAAGGCAGUCAAGCAUGCUUGAGGCCCAGAGUGUGGUUUGUUUGACUAGUGUGAGUGCGCCAUACCAUGCUCAGGAGUGUCACACUUUGGCAGGGAUGAAAGAGGUGGGCUUCGGUAUGGUACGAUGUAUGUGCAGUUUAUAAGUAAAGCAAAGUUUAUGAGCAAACAAUGGCGUAGUGCCAGAGGGCCAUAGCUGACCAAAAUAAUCACAAAGUUAUUGUCAUGUUAUUUGCAUUGACUUUGAAUCUGUGAGACUGCCAACUUGGAGUCUGCAUAUGUCAUUUUGCAACUUGUUGACAUGAUAUGUUCAGUUCCAGUUGGGCUUGGAGCAAUUUGAGUGCAGGCAAGGGAUGGACUGGGGGCAAUGGGGGCAAAAGCUAGGGGCAACUAGCCCAAGUUUGAUUGUGGAUGAUGACCACGUCCUAGCAGUGUCACAGCUUUUUUCUUUUGAGCUUGUGUGUUAAGAGUGCAGCGUCUCAAGCAUGUAGAAUCUAAAGAAUAGAGGGCUCCCCUUUUUUUCACAGGCCAUGCACAUCUCUCAGCUAAAAUAGAGAGUAACAAGAUGACAACUACAGAGCCUUAUUUACCUUGUUUUUGCAGAUCUGUGUGUCCACAUCAGUGGAAUAUGUUUGCAGUCUAAAGAGGAGAAACUUAUGUCAUUCAUAUAGAAAGCUUUUAUUAUGAUAUUUUGCUGGCACAAUUUGGCUGUACAACAAAAUAAUUCACUUGUAGGGCAAUUUAAAGAGGUAAAAAUUAUAAAUAAAGACAGUUGUGACAGCAGGGAGGCACAGCCUAAACUCCGCACAGUUGUCUGGUUGCCUGGUAUGAAAGCUGUGAAGCUGCAAGCUGGAGCAGACAUGUGCACACAGCAAACAUGCACCCAUCCUGAAACAGGCAUCAGCCACAAGAUGAGUAUCUGUGUACACUGAGUGCAUUUUGUGUUGCAUUGGCAGUACUCAUUUUUAAUGCAGAAUCAAGACGGCCUUGUGUUUCUGGUGUAGCAUCCUAAAAAAAUUCCCGUAACAUUAUAAUUUUUUCCCCUGUGCUCACAGCACUCUGUUGAAGAUAGAGUGCUAUUAGGGAACAGCAUGCUCAUAUCUGCCACUUCUCCUUCAAAAAUCAAUCAAAAUCAUGAGGGGUGGAACAUCCAGAAUUAACCAAGUACUGUAUCCAGAGCUUAAACUGCUACCUAUACAUUUGUAUAUUUUUUGUUGUUAGAUUUUUAUAUUUUGCUGGAUCGUUUCCUCAAAUAAAAGCGAAGUUGAAGCAUACAGAACAAUUUAAAACUGACACUCUCGACAGUGUGAAGCAAAAGUGUCAUCAGCUAACUCUCAUAACCCGGCAACUGAAAGCACUGAGAAAAGCUAUGAAACAGAGAUUGCCAUUGAAAUAGGGAAAAAAAGUUAAAGGGCACAGACCCUAAAGCUCAAGAUCUUCAGGGUCCUACAUUUCCCAUAAUACAGCUCAGUAAUCUCUCUUUAUCAGUACUGCAUGGUAGUCUUUUACAAACAUUUACACUUCUGCUGAAAGAAAAAGCUGACUUUAUUAUCAACCUGUAUAGAGGUCAUGCUACAUUCUAAUAAAGGUUAACUGAAUAUAAGAGGAUUUUUGGGAUGCACCGGUGGAAAUGUUGGUAAAGGUUACACACGUUUUAUCGUCAACACAAGCGACAAAAACUCACCUAACCUGCAUUUUUCUUAAAAAAUAAAAAAGCUACAUGAGAUAUUAAGAUAUCAUAUAUUUAUUAUAUCUUUUCUACAUGACUGACACAUUUGAAAACCGCUAAAUGCAUGAUUUUUAAUUAUUUCUGUUUGUUUGGGGUUUGUUUACAUAUGUUUAGUAUGCUGCAUUUUUUUCAGAAUCAUUACUCCUGGGUGUUUGAAUUUAAAGUCUUUGUUUACAGAUAUUAGCAUUGAUUCAAACACACUAAAACAAUGCAGUCAAAUAACCAUGUCUUUAAAAUUAUAUGAACAUGUUUAUUAAUUGAUAUAAAAAUGGUUAAUAGUAUAGUGAUUGAUUAAGGUCCAUCUUGUGCACAAUUAACUGUUUAACUACUGCAUCAUGUCAGAACCACUGCAUUAAUCACUGGAAGAGUCGACUGAAACAGAUGUACAGUGUAAUCUGGGGAUGUUAUAUUUUUGUACUGCAUUUGAAAGAUAAUAUGUAAAACAAUAAAAUUUAUAUAAAAAAAAGUA